This is a messenger RNA of Impatiens glandulifera, 1393 nucleotides long. RefSeq names its product alkylated DNA repair protein ALKBH8 homolog. Gene Ontology annotation, biological process: oxidative demethylation. Gene Ontology annotation, molecular function: RNA binding; demethylase activity; oxidoreductase activity. Lineage: Eukaryota; Viridiplantae; Streptophyta; Magnoliopsida; Ericales; Balsaminaceae. The record is from RefSeq and is a predicted model, not a curated record. The transcript is spliced from 7 exons. Bases 149 to 1168 code for a protein of 339 amino acids.
AAUUCAUUCACGGCCAGGCCAGGGUAACAGAAAACAGAAGGAUUAGGGCGGCUCCGAUGUUCUUGUUUCUAUCAGAGAAAAAGAGUGGUGAUUCGUUGAUUUUCAGGUAAAUCAACUUUAGGGUUUUUAUUGAAGAAGUGGAUCACAGAUGGGUUUGUUGCGAUUUGGGCGUUCGACUGGAAAAGAUGGCGGCGAUUCAAGUCCUAACCUUUAUGUUGCGAAUUGUGGACCGGGUGUUGGACUUUCAUUCGACACAAUUGCAUCAGUCUUUGGCACCUUCGGAGAAGUGAGGGGAGUCUAUGCUGCUGAUGAUAGUGGAACUCGUGUUGUUGUUUCAUUCGCUGAAGAGAAAAGUGCGCAAACCGCAUUAGGAGCUCUAAAUGGACGCCCCUGCCCUGAACUUCAAGGCCGCUUUCUGCAUAUACAGUAUUCUAUCCUUCAGCCACCAGGAAAGGUUCAAAUCGAUAGCUCGGUACCAGUAUCUUUACAAGCUUCAGAGACCAACAUACCAGGCCUCUACUUGUGGCAUGAUUUUAUUUCUACCAGAGAAGAAGAGGACAUGCUUACUGCCGUGGAUGACAAUCCCUGGAAAACUCUUGCCAAAAGAAGGGUUCAACAUUACGGCUACGAGUUUCUAUACGAUAAAAGAAAUGUUGACACAGGAGUAUGCAUGGGAGAACUACCAUCAUUUUUUUCUCCUGUACUCGAAAGAAUCAGAGGCAUAUCCGAUCUCAAUGAUGCUGCAAAUAUAAGAUUGGAUCAACUUACGGUGAAUGAAUACCCUUCCGGUGUGGGGUUGUCCCCUCAUAUAGAUACUCAUUCUGCAUUUGAGGGAUUGAUUUUCAGCCUUUCUUUGGCUGGACCCUGUAUAAUGGAAUUCAGAAGAUAUUCCGAAGGUGUUUGGAAUGCCAAACAUGGAAAUUCUGAUGAUGGUGGCAUAAACUGUAGUCGAAAAUCUAUUUACCUUCCACCAAGAUCAUUGCUUCUGUUAUCAGGAGAGGCACGUUAUGCUUGGCAUCAUUACAUUCCGCACCAUAAGAUUGACCAUGUGAACGGUAGCCAAAUUAGACGGGCCUCAAGGAGGGUUUCCUUUACCAUUCGCAAGGUCAGGGAAGGGCCUUGUAAGUGUGAAUAUUCUCAAUAUUGUGACUCCCAAUCCCAGAAAUAAACAAGGGUAGUUAUAACUAAUAUGUCAUUUGGUCCCUGAUCAAGGUAGAGAUACUUUCUCAGAUCUGGAUCAAAGGUAUUCAAUAUUUGCAAUUUUGAUAUGAAGUUAUUCGAUAAAUGUCUCAACUUUGUCAUGUUUUUAUUUAUGAUUUUAUCGUUUAUGCGGAAACAAGACAUCUUGUUCAUUCAUCCAUACACUUGAAAUAGUAGACAUGUUUAGUUACUA